AUGGGUUUGUUACGAAGAAGAAAGACGCUCUUGUCAGCAUCGUCUGAUAAUACGAAACGUAUUCUUCUUCUUGCAUCGUUACGCCAAGGUUGUGGCAAUGCAGCUACAGCGUCACGCAUAGCUUAUGAAAUACAAACAUCAACAAAAUUUACUGUUGACUGUGUGUCUGUUGAUACACCAGAUACGGAAUCUGGUUCAUUAGCAACAUCUAUUCGUCGAUACUCAGCCGUGCUUGCUUUACAUGUUUAUCGGGCUGGAAAUAUUCUAACAUCGAUAUACAACGAUGAACAAAUUGAUCUUCCACCAUUGAUACUUAUUUUUGCUGGUACUGAUUUACAUUCAUGUGAACCAAAAUGGAUAUCAACACUCGAAUAUAUUAUUCCACGAGCAAGUAGUCUUGUGUGUUUCAGUUACGAAUGGAAAAAAUAUGUUGAAACCGAAUAUAAAAAUUAUCUGACAUCUAAAAUAACAGUUAUACCGCAAAGUGUUCUUUUAUCACCAUUCAUUUUUGAACAAUUGCCAAUAACAAUGGACAAGAAAGCAAUUAUUUGGACAGGUGAAAUUCGUCCGGUGAAAGAUCCAAUAUUUGCUAUGGAGUUUUUAUCAUGUUUAAAUAAUAAUGAAUACCGGCUUUUUCUUGUUGGCUAUGAGAAUGAUAAAGCAUUAGGUGAACAACUACGUUCUACAUAUUCUCAUUUAAAUGUUACAUUUAUUGGUGGUCAAUCUCAAAGUUUUGUUCAUACAUUAAUGAGAACAUCGUUUGCUUAUAUUAAUACAUCAAUUAAUGAAGGAAUGUGUCUAGCUAUGCUUGAAGCAAUGACACUUGGUAUACCUGUUCUGGCUCGUCGCAAUACAGGCAAUACAAGUAUUAUUAAACAUCGAAAGACGGGCUUCAUUUUUGAUACACCCGAUGAAGCUGCUCAAUGUCUUGUUGAACUUGAUAGUAGCAACGAAUUAAGACAUGAAUUAAUACAACAAGCAGAAAAAUAUGUUAAAAAAUAUCAUAAUAUUUCUAAUGAAACAAAAGCUUAUCGAAAUUUACUUUUAAGUUUAAUCAAAUAA
This is a messenger RNA of Rotaria socialis, 1062 nucleotides long. The record is from the annotation of a GenBank genome assembly. NCBI's taxonomy places the organism in Eukaryota, Metazoa, Rotifera, Eurotatoria, Philodinida, Philodinidae.